CGGAGUUGUAGACUGCAGCAUUUUUGUGGAGCUGUUCAGUUUGGUUUGCAUAAGGGACAAGCAGAGCUGAAUCGUUAAAGACGAAGAAAACCAGGAAUAACACUUGGAAAAACACUUAAUAAAUCAGUGACGCCUGAGGAAACAGCAGAUUAUCCCUGGACAGGUUCUUCUGGAACUCAAGCAUCUGCUUUACAAAGAGCACAUCCAUCAUGAGUGCAGUCACAUCCAGAUUGUCCAAACAGCAGGAGAUGAAGCUCUGCUCCAUGCUCAGCUGUUCCAGACUCAGCCUGCUGUUUAAGGGCAGUGUUCACGGAUACACAGGGGCUGCGUUCCACCAAAAGUGUGAUAAUCAGGGGCCGACCGUUACAGUAGCGCACAAUAUCUCUGGGUAUAUCUUUGGAGCGUACACCAGCAAAAACUACGCCCAGACAGGCCAGAAUAUCGCUGAUGCGAAUGCCUUCCUGUUCAGCUUCAACGAACGAGAGAUGAAGAAGGACCCUCUGCGAGCUUUUCGAACCUACCACAUAAAGGGAGGCAGGGGCAGUACGCCCGUCACUCUGUGUGACACUAUGGGCCUGGAAGAGGGGGCAAGUGCUGGACUGGAUAUUGAUGACUUCACAAGCAUUCUGAGAGGCCAUAUUCAGGGUAAGUAUCAGUCUAACCCAUCAAUGCCUCUACAAACAGAAUCUCCAUCAUUCUGCAAAGAGCCAGGCCUGAAGGACAAGAUCCACACUGUGGUGUAUGUGCUUGAUUCUAGCAAAGUGAAACUCCUCUCUGACAAAAUGAUUGAGAAAUUGGCCGCCAUCCGCAGGAAAGCCAACCAGAUGGGUGUCCCACAGCUGGUUCUGCUUACCAAGGUAGAUGAGGCCUGUCCUUCUGUGGCGGCAGACCUGAAGACUGUCUAUCAAAGCCAUUCCAUCUACAAAACUAUGCAGAAGGUGAGCUCAAACCUGGGAGUUACUCUUUCUGCUGUGAUUCCAGUGAAGAACUACAGCCAAGACCUGGAACUGGAUAUUCAAACUGACAUCCUGCUCCUGAAUGUAUUAAUCCAGAUGCUCAGAGCCACUGAGGGCUUCUUCGAUGAUCUUUACCAUGAACAGGAGUAGAACCUAGGUAGAUCAUCAUAAGCACCAGCUUUAUGUAACACUAUCAGGUUUUGAUUAUUUAAUUUUGUUUUUCACACUUGAAAAUCAUACUUGAUUCACUGCAAUAAACAAAAUCUCAUUAAGUGAAAUGCUCUCAUUUCAAGGCAUUUUUUAAGGAAUUCAAGGAUUUGUUU
Molecule: messenger RNA, 1279 nt
Organism: Astyanax mexicanus (Mexican tetra)
Lineage: Eukaryota; Metazoa; Chordata; Actinopteri; Characiformes; Acestrorhamphidae
Product: interferon-induced protein 44-like
Exons: 6
Coding region: 210-1106 (298 amino acids)
Source: RefSeq, a predicted model, not a curated record